Seriola dumerili (greater amberjack) is the source of this 3026-nucleotide messenger RNA. RefSeq names its product phosphodiesterase 8B (gene pde8b). Bases 51 to 2744 code for a protein of 897 amino acids. Gene Ontology annotation, biological process: signal transduction. The record is from RefSeq and is a predicted model, not a curated record. The transcript is spliced from 23 exons. Gene Ontology annotation, molecular function: 3',5'-cyclic-AMP phosphodiesterase activity. NCBI's taxonomy places the organism in Eukaryota, Metazoa, Chordata, Actinopteri, Carangiformes, Carangidae.
CGUCGGUGUUUAUUAUCUGGGAUCUGACUCUGGAGGCGCGUCGCUGAGGUAUGGGCUGCGCUCCCAGUAUCCACGUCUCUCAGAGCGGGGUGAUCUACUGCCGAGACUCAGACGAAUCCAACUCCCCCCACCAGACCACCACCAUCUCUCAGGGCACCGCGGCCACGCUACACGGGCUCUUCAUCAAGACCGAUGCGGCCGAGACCAUCCCCUCCGUCAUCACCUACCAGAGCCGGCACUCGCGGAACAACUCGUACCGGGAUCGCAAGGAGAACAGCGGAGGACAGAGCCGCAUCGAGGCCGAGACGCAGACCAGCCACACCAGCGUCAAGGUAGAGUACAGCAGGGAGCAAACACGGUUGAAAAUUAUAAAGGUCUUUCUCUUCACUCACACACUCAUCUGUUGCCUGCAGGUUUCAGCUACAGAAGAAUGUGUAGGACCUAUGAGACUGACUCAAGAGCCAAUUCAGGUCCUGCUGGUGUUCGCCAAGGAGGACAGCCAAAGCGAUGCCUUCUGGUGGGCCUGCGACCGCGCUGGCUUCAGGUGUAACAUCGCACGGACACCCGAGUCCGCCGUCGAGUGUUUCCUGGACAAGCACCACGAGAUUAUAGUUAUCGAUGGACGUCACUCACGCUACUUUGAGCCCGAAGCCGUCUGCCGGUUGAUCCGCGCCACAAAGCCCUCGGAAAACACAGUCAUUCUCGCCGUCGUGCCACAAAAACCGCCUGACCAGGACGAGCCAUCUGUUCUUCCUCUCCUCUGUGCUGGAUUUAGCAGAAGGUUUGUGGAGAACAGCAGUGUGUCCGCCUGCUACAAUGAGCUCAUACAGAUUGAACAUGGAGAGGUGCGCUGCCAGUUCAAACUCAGGGCUUGUAACUCUGUCUUCACUGCUUUGGAGCAUUGUCAAGAGGCUGUGGAGAUCACCAGUGAGGACCACAUAAUACAGUACGUGAACCCGGCGUUCGAGCGGAUGAUGGGUUACCACAAGGGGGAGCUGAUCGGGAAGGAACUGACUGAACUCCCCAAGAGCGACAAGAACAGAGCUGACCUGCUGGACACCAUCAACACCUGUAUCAAAAAAGGAAAGGAAUGGCAGGGCAUUUACUACGCCAGAAAGAAGUCAGGCGACAGUAUACAGCAGCAUGUGAAGAUUACACCUGUCAUCGGCCAAGGAGGUAAAAUCCGACAUUUCGUUGCAAUCAAGAGACCUCACAUUGACAACAACAAUCAGGUCCACAAGUUCAACAAAGAGGAGAGAUGCAGUGGGGAACAUUCUCAGUCAGAGUGCCAUUCUCUGCGUCACCGGGACAGGAGGAAAGAUUCAAUUGAUGCCCGAUCGCUCAGCUCCCGCGGCAGUGACGCUCCCAGUUUACAGAAUCGAAGAUAUUCCUCUGUUGCCAGGAUUCACUCCAUGACCAUCGAGGCUCCCAUCACCAAGGUAAUAAACAUCAUCAAUGCGGCGCAGGAGAGCAGUCCGGUGACUGUGGCCGAGGCCCUGGACCGUGUGUUGGAGAUCCUGAGAACCACCGAGCUCUACUCCCCUCAGCUCGCCUCCAAGGAAGAUGACCCCCACACCAACGACCUGGUUGGGGGGCUCAUGAGUGAUGGGCUGCGAAGACUCUCUGGGAAUGAAUAUGUCUUCUGCAAAAAUAUGAGCCAGAGCCAGCUGGCCAUCCCGGUCACUCUGAAUGACGUGCCUCCGUCCAUCGCCGAGAUGCUGAAUGAUGAGGAGUGCUGGGAGUUCAACAUCCUGGAGUUGGAGGCAGCAACACACAAGAGACCGCUGACUUACCUCGGGCUGAAGAUCUUCACGAGCUUCAGCGUGUGCGAGUUCCUGAACUGCUCGGAGGCCACGCUGCGCUCGUGGCUGCAGCUCAUGGAGGCCAGCUACCACUCCUCCAACUCGUACCACAACUCCACGCACGCCGCGGACGUGCUGCACGCCACCGCCUACUUCCUACGCAAAGAGAGAGUCAAGGGCAGUCUGGACCAGCUGGACGAGGUGGCGGCGUUGAUAGCAGCCACGGUGCACGACGUGGACCACCCAGGCAGAACCAACUCCUUCCUGUGCAACGCUGGCAGUGAACUGGCAAUCCUCUACAACGACACCGCCGUGCUGGAGAGCCACCACGCCGCCCUCGCCUUCCAGCUCACCGUGCGGGACAGCAAGAGCAACAUCUUUAAGAACAUCGACAGGAAUCAGUUCCGAACACUGCGACAGGCCAUCAUCGACAUGGUGCUGGCCACGGAGAUGACCAGACACUUCGAGCACGUCAGCAAGUUUGUCAACAGCAUCAACAAACCGAUGGCUGCCAUAGAAGAGACCAGCACAAGUAGCAUGAACAGCGACUGCGACAGUCAGGCCAACAUCAGGAACUCUCCAGAGAACCGUCUGCUGAUAAAGAGGAUGUUGAUCAAGUGUGCAGAUGUGGCAAACCCCUGCAGACCGCUGGAGCUCUGCAUCGAGUGGGCCGGACGGAUCUCAGAGGAGUACUUUGCACAGACAGAUGAGGAGAAGAGACAAGGGCUGCCAGUGGUGAUGCCAGUGUUUGACAGGAACACCUGCAGCGUGCCCAAAUCUCAGAUCUCCUUCAUAGACUACUUCAUCACCGAUAUGUUUGACGCCUGGGAUGCCUUCGCCAGCCUGCCUGGUCUCAUGGAGCACCUGUCGGAGAACUACAAGUACUGGAAGAGCUUGGACGAGAUGAAGUGUAAGAGCCUGCGCCCGCCUCCUCCUUCUUGACCAAGUCCUCGUCACCUCCUCUCCAUCCAUUGCUCCGAGCUGGGUGGGACGCUGAACGCAGCCCUGCGGUGGAACAGUUAGUCUCAUCAGCUGUGACUCUCUACCCCCCCACCCCCACCCCGAGGACUCUGAGACGCUGAACACUGAGACGCUGUUUCCAUCUCAAAUCACAGCCUCUUUUCUUGUGUGCUUCUAGCUGGAGGAGGUGUUCUGCCAGUGGAGAACAGGUUGUCAUUUGAGGGCCCCCCUCCCCCACCGUCGAUACUCAGUUGUAUUCCUAAC